UUAAAAAUUCAGUGAAUACAUAAUAAUAAUCGGUUCAGCAGCUAUCAAAUAUUCUACUUCACUAUCUGAAACGUCAAAUUGGCGGGUUCUAAAAUUAAAGUGAUUGUACUACAUCCUUUGAAAACUUGUCUUAAUUUAUUCAGGAACAGGAACGCUGAGAGCAUAUUCAACACAUGAUAAAAUAUGUCACAGGAUUAUGAUGUAUUUGCCGAUUUGUAUGACAAUGAUAAAGAUGAUAAUGCUAAGGUUUUGGAGACACUCACGUAUCGCAAUGCGGCUUUGUUAAAGAACGAUAGUUCAGACGAAGACGAUUUCCUUGUACCAAGUAAACAAAAUAAGGGGAAAGGUCGUGGUAAAAAAGCGGGAUCGACUUCAAAUAAAGAAUGUGCAGUAGCAAAAGCGCUUUCUCCAACCAAGAAGUCGAGGAAAUCGCAGUCAGAACCGGAUAAAGAUGCGUUCCAGAAAUCUGCUGAAGAGCAAUCAACGCAUUCAAAUGCAUGCGAGCCGAUGGCUCGAAGGCGUACUUCACGCAGAAGCGCGGCAGUGUCGUCUGAAAUAACAACAGAUUCCACUCCAAGUACAACAGUAACUAGCGCUCCAGCAAGAGGAAGAAAGGGACGCCGUGGUAGAAAUAGCCGAGAGAUAAAUGUGCCUACAGUGGAAAGCAUCGAUACGAUGGUAAUUGCUGCAGUAAUGAGCCGAGGGGUGAGUGGUCCAAGGCGCAACGUAAUGCGGGCUCGACGCGCUUGUUUAAGUGAAAUCGCUGCGCGUGCCACUAACGUUGACUACAUGGAUUUGGUGUCUAGUCCAAUACCACACAUUGAGGGUGUUAUUACACUUGACUCUGACGGUGAGGAUAGCAUAUCUAAUAAUAAUGUACAGAGCUCGGGCACAGAAACACCAAACACGUCCAAUGCUGCCACACUGGAUUGCUCAUUUGAUGAAGAUAAUCCAGAAAUUUCAGUAAAAAUAAAAUGGGAAGGUGGGCGACCCGAAAUUUUUCAGCUACGUCGACAUCAAAAAUUUCACAACAUUUUCAGUGAAAUUGCCGACCGCGAAAAUAAGUCAAUUAAUAACAUAGUUUUUAACAUUGAUAAUCGAAUAAUAGCGCCGAACGAUACACCUGCCAGUAUUAGCUAUAAGGUUUAUGAAUUUAUUAGUGGACGCGAGCUAACCGAGUCAUUCGAAGUAGGCACUGUGCGGAAGAAGCGUGAUGCUAAUGUAAUUACGUUGAAAAUUCAAUCAGAUUUAUGGCCAAAAAGACCACUAAAAGUGGAGCUAAAUAAAUUAGAUAAAUUAAAAAUUUUAUAUAUCAAAUGUGCUGAAGAACUAAAAAUGUCAGCUGAGGAUCUUGUAUUAAGUUUCAAUGGAGAUCAAUUGGGUUUCAACGACACGCCUGAUGAUUUCGAAUUCGAAGGUGAUGAAGCUAUUGAUUUACGUGUAAAGAAGAAAUAAAAUUGCCGUUAAUGUGACUUUAUUGUUUAAACUACUUUUUUAUGCACUAAUCUUUAUUUUCUUUGUAUGAACAACGUAUACUGUAAUUUUGAUAAGCGUGUUUUUCUGCAGACUUGUAAGUAGUAUUGUUGAAACGUUCAAAUGUUCGGCAGAAUUUCUAGAUAAUUAGUUUAUUUAUUAUUUUGAUUAUGUCAAGAACUUCGAUGUAAAGACUGUAAGCUCCAUGUUAAAGUGGACUAUGUCACUUCACCAGAAGAUGAACUCAUUUUAGCAGCUGCAGUGGAGUACGCUUCGAAUUUUACUUUUUGUUUAGCUUAUUCACUCAUACUAUAUUUAAAUUUUGUUCAUUUAUAAAACAUACACAUAUGCGCCGAAAUUGAAAAUUAUAUUUAAGCAUACAUAAAAUAUUCAUAACAAAUUGCA
Molecule: messenger RNA, 1878 nt
Organism: Anastrepha obliqua
Lineage: Eukaryota; Metazoa; Arthropoda; Insecta; Diptera; Tephritidae
Gene: Rad60
Product: DNA repair protein Rad60
Exons: 6
Coding region: 184-1455 (423 amino acids)
Biological process (GO): positive regulation of transcription by RNA polymerase II; cytokine production
Source: RefSeq, a predicted model, not a curated record